Messenger RNA from Aspergillus aculeatus ATCC 16872, 720 nucleotides. RefSeq lists its product as uncharacterized. Gene Ontology annotation, molecular function: DNA-binding transcription factor activity. Lineage: Eukaryota; Fungi; Ascomycota; Eurotiomycetes; Eurotiales; Aspergillaceae. The transcript has a single exon. The coding region runs from base 1 to 720 and encodes 239 amino acids. Gene Ontology annotation, biological process: regulation of DNA-templated transcription. The record is from RefSeq and is a predicted model, not a curated record.
AUGCCGCAUCACACACCUUCGUUCGGAAAUACUUCAUAUACGACAGGGGAUGCGGCGAGCCGGCUACCUCCUGCCAGGGCAGUACCGCGGCCUGGGGACGAGUCGGCUGAGCCACCACCCCCUGGCAUGAUUCCGUGUUUCGUCGACACGAAAUCGGGCUCGUCGCAGCAGGCGGAGAAGCGGAAGGCUAACAGUGACGCCUCAAGAAGAUUCCGCAAUCGCAAGAGGAACGAAAUGCAAAUGGAACAGAAGAUCACUGCGCAGCAGGACGAGAUAAGAAAGCAAGCCGAGGCUCUGCAGAGACAAACACAAGAGAUUCGGACAUUGACUCAGGAGCGCGACUUCUACCGCUCCGAGCGAGACUUCUUCCGUGACCAUUAUACUCGCCUGGUACCUGCAGGGCAGAUGCCUACGAGGCCAACAUCCCCGCAUGCGUUCCGCACGUCGUUUCGUACAACCCCUGAUCAAGAUCGAAAGGCAGCUUGGCACGGACCCGAGGCAACUCGCGAAAGCCUGGAAUCCGCACAUGGGUCCGCAGCAAGUAGGACUUCGAUGGCCGAUUCGAAGAUGAUGCCCUUGUCGACGGCACGGCCACCUGUCACAUGGCCUACCUCUUCGGCCUCUUACGGCACGAUGCACGCAGAGCGGGGCAUCGUACCUGUUGAGAGACCCCCUAGAGAAUUAGCACACGUUUCUGGGGCAUGGACACGGGGUUCUUAA